GUUCGAAGCUAGCUGGCGUCCGCCGGGUCAUCUGCCUGAGCCGGGACUGAUCAUCACUUUACUCACUUACAUGGCGCAUUUGGGCGUCUUGACUUGUGUGUGCGUGUACUCCUCUGAACAGGGAAAAAAGCUGUCCGAGGUCGCAGAUAAAUGCUUCCAGCUGGGAGAAACCAAAUGGAAACGAGAGGAAUGGACCACGAUGUACGUUCGUCGUAGACGAGAGGAAACGAAUUGUUUCACUGUAGCCGGUGUAAGCGUUACUCGCGAAAGCGCUUUCCAGGCAACUGCGGCAAGUGCAUUGUUGGUCUUUGCGGAAUUGGCUAGCGGGAAAACCAGCGCGGAUUCUGGAACGGGUUCACCUGUGAACGUUACCCAUGCUCGGUAAAUUUUACAAGCUUGGUAUAUUAC
Molecule: messenger RNA, 408 nt
Organism: Paramacrobiotus metropolitanus
Lineage: Eukaryota; Metazoa; Tardigrada; Eutardigrada; Parachela; Macrobiotidae
Exons: 3
Coding region: 71-385 (104 amino acids)
Source: RefSeq, a predicted model, not a curated record